Messenger RNA from Trachymyrmex septentrionalis, 1602 nucleotides. Its product is annotated as short-chain dehydrogenase/reductase family 16C member 6-like. Gene Ontology annotation, molecular function: oxidoreductase activity, acting on the CH-OH group of donors, NAD or NADP as acceptor. The transcript has 7 exons. Bases 448 to 1386 code for a protein of 312 amino acids. The record is from RefSeq and is a predicted model, not a curated record. NCBI's taxonomy places the organism in Eukaryota, Metazoa, Arthropoda, Insecta, Hymenoptera, Formicidae.
UAGGAUAUAUUUCAACUUGUAUAGAGAAUCUUUGUAACAGUCUCUGGCAUACAUGAUUCAUUUCUGUAGAAUUAGUUUGCUUUCACAUCUCGAUGCGAAGGAUCAUAAAUCUUUUGGGGUGCUUGCUUGUCUAUAAAGUGUUACAUUCUUCAUUAUACGUCAUGUGGUAGGCAUACAGAACGUUGCACGUUAUAUAACUACUUGCUCAUAAUCGCGUUGAUAUUAUACUUUCUUAUAUGAAAGUGCAUUGGUUUCGACAGAGUGCAAGUAUAAUUUAUCAUACCUUCCAAUUACAAGUAAGAUAGAUAUUUAUAAGUGCAGUAAAGAAAAAAAUUAAGAAAUAAUUAAGUUGAAUAUUAAAAAAAGAAAGGAUACAUAGAGACUAUAAUUUAGCUAGAUGUUUCUAGCAUUUCAAAGAAAAGAAAUGUGUAAGACACGAAUGAUCGGAUGAUGCUACGAGUUAAAGACGAAUCAGUGACUACAAAGGCUUCAAGGACAGGCUUUUCGAUUAAUGUUUUGUUUUAUCUCAGUUCCGAAUUUAUAAUUGGCGCUGUAAUUUCUAGUUUCUUAGUCAUCCUUAAUGUCAUAAAAUCUCUUCUGCCAAAGCCACCAAGGGAUUUGAGCGGUGAUGUAGUUUUAAUUGCCGGUGUCUCGUCGGCCCUCGGAGAGUCUCUUGCCGAGGAAUUCGCGAGGGGUGGAUGUUCUGUGAUCUGCAUGGAUAACGAUUUUAGAUCCGCCAAGGAGAUAACAACUAGGUUAAAAUCACGGUGCAAUAAAGUGAAGGGAAUCGGACCUAACCACAGGGAAAAAGAGCAGGAGAAUGUCGGACCCACAAUGGCAGCAUACGAAUGUAAUCUGCUGGAUCGUAAUGCCAUACGUGAGAUCGCCAAGAAGGUCGAGGAUGAGGUCGGUGGCAUCGACGUCCUAGUGACCUGUGCCGGACAGUCUUAUCAAGAUAUUUUCGAUACAGCCAAUACUACUCUCAUGAGUCAUUAUUGGACGAUGUUGGCAUUUUUGCCAUUUAUGCUACAACGCGACAGAGCACACAUUGUCGGAAUUACGCCAAUUACAUCAACCCAGGAUGUAUAUUUGAGCUCGAGGGCGGCGAUUGCCGGUCUUAUGGAAAGUUUGGGUCAGGAGUUGAGCAAUCAUAAUAGCCAUCUUACCUUCCUCGCGAUUUCACCUACAACAGCACGCAGUUCCUCGAGAAGACAAGAAGAACAAGCAAUAGCUAAGGAGGUUGUGGAGGCAAUCAGAAGAGGCCAAUGCAGCAUUAGCAUUAAUUGGUGCUCGAAAAUGAUGUAUCAAAUAAGUUGUGUGAUCUAUAGCGCAAUAACGACGGUCUCACAAUGGCUUCACACGCAGGGAUGCGAUUAUUCCUUUUAAAUCCUGUUCUUGCUCAUGAAGCAUGAAGCAUUCCAGUCGGCCACCAACACAAGUGUGGGAAUUCACAUUUUCUGUUAGCGAGUUUCCUCGAGGUAGACAGUAAAAACCUUUAAAAAGCUGUUUGAAAUUUGUGUAGUAAGAAGUACCUUUUCCCACGAAUUAUGUGAAGGGAAGAAUCAUUCCAAAUAUUCACACGGAGUCAAAUUAGAAUUAUAA